Messenger RNA from Lactuca saligna, 423 nucleotides. The record is from the annotation of a GenBank genome assembly. NCBI's taxonomy places the organism in Eukaryota, Viridiplantae, Streptophyta, Magnoliopsida, Asterales, Asteraceae.
AUGGAACCAACGGUGACGUUUCGAGCGGUGAGCGCCGACGAGGAAGGCCGGAAGCGAGUGGAGAAGACGGAAGUGCAUACCCAUAACAUCGAUACCCUAAAGCACAUAGAAAAGAAGCUUAUAGACAAAGGCGUACACCGUCUAGACCGCCACCCCAGGGAUGGGAUUCCGAUCGAUAAGCAAUCAAAAGGUGGCCGUGGGGGAAAGUACACGUGGGAUGGUCCCGGAGGAGUGGUGAAUGAUGAACUUGACCCUGCUCCGGCAGCAGUGGACGAGAAGGAUCCAAAUUACGUAAGUGAAGAAGAGGAGGAAAGGGUGGCGAGAGAGGCGGAAGGGGUGGUGAUUGGCGAAGUGGAAGUGGCGAAGGUGGCGGAGCAAGGUGUUGGUAGGGUGGAUGUUGAUCCUAACUUGAAGGUUGACUAG